AUGUCUUAUAGCUUAACACAAAUAAAGAAGUAUGCAUGUGACUCGAUAAAAAAUAUCAUUCCACUAGAUGACGAAUCUGUCAAUGAAAUGAUAAAUUAUACAUUGUCAAACUACAAAACAAGAAACGAUAUAAGUUCACAUUUGCUGGACAUCUUAGGACCAUCUGAAGCAUCAUUUCAAUUUGUGAACACCUUUUGCAAUAUGCUCUUGGGUAGCUCGAGUAAGCACCAAGAAGAAGCAAAUAAACCUGAGGAUAUGAAGGCAGUGGCUAUAGGUGCAAAGAAAGCACAGAGUGUUCCCAAGGGUAAAAUAACAGGUGUUAGGUUAGUCAAGGUCAAGCAAGCGCCUUCUACCAAAAGUGAAAAUAAGGGCCGAAUGGCAAACAAUACCCGGAAGGGAACAAAUAUAUCUGAGAUGUUUGAUAAUAAACCUAGCACAGUUGCCAAGACUAAACUGAAAUCCAAGGAAGUUCGAAAGAAAGUAGAGAGUAUCCAAGAAUUGGAUGAUUUGUUAUUACAGCUCGAGAUAUCUGAGGAGAAAAGGAAUACUGGGGAUGUACGCGUCUGUAACUGUAAUGCAACUAGACAUCCAUUGUUUGAAAUGUAUCCUAAUUGUUUGAAUUGUGGUAAAAUAAUAUGUUCAAAGGAAGGGCUCCAACCAUGUUCUUUCUGUGGGAAGUCUUUGAUCAGUGACGACGACAAAAACGAAAUGAUGAACGUGAUAGAAAUUGAGAGGAAAGCGUUGGAGACGGAAGCUGACAAGGGACCGCCAGCGCCGGAGAAUAUGCCAAAGAAGAAGAAGAAUGUUAUCAAGAUCACCCUCAACAAUACAGGGCAAAACAACUUCAAGGUUCAGGAGCAACUCUAUAAACAAAUUAAAAGCCAUCAAACCGAAAGGAAAGAACUGGAAGAAGCAAGGAAACAAGAGGAAGAGGUCAUUGAACAAAACAAAAGGGAGUUGGAGUACUAUAAAUCAAUGCAUAAGAAAGAUGAGGAGUUAGUCAAAGCCGAGGAGAGAUUGGCAAUGCUGCUCAAUUUCCAAGAUAAUGGUGCCGAACGUACCAAGAUUAUAGAUCAUGCGUCUGACUUUGAGGUGCCAACUGGGGGUGGUUCACUCUGGGCUUCCCCCAUUGAGAGGGUCUUGCAAUUCAAGAGGCAGCAAAAGCAGCAAAAACGCUUGCACGAUAAAGAGCUGUCUAGAAGUGGCCGGGGAGAAACUGUUCUUCAUUUGUCCAUUGAGAAUGGCCAGGCGGUGCUUAAUGACAGAUUAAACGAAGCUGAUGGGCUCGACGAUGAUCUUUCUGACGACGAGGAGAUCCGGGAAUUAAAAGAGAAGUUGAACCAUGAAAAGAAGCUACAAUUUAACAGAGAUAUCCAGAACGUCUAUGACCCUGACAAAUUCAAUGAAAAGUUAGUGAAACCUAUAUACAAAGGGACCAAAACGUCCUCUAGCUCGGACAUGGACUCUCAGGCUAUGGUCUCUGGACUCCCGCCUCUAGGGACUGUCGUCCAGAUGGGGGAUAUGGAAGAGCAAGAAAACCAGCUCUUUACUAUGGUUGGCGUUUAA
Molecule: messenger RNA, 1566 nt
Organism: Pichia kudriavzevii
Lineage: Eukaryota; Fungi; Ascomycota; Pichiomycetes; Pichiales; Pichiaceae
Exons: 1
Coding region: 1-1566 (521 amino acids)
Biological process (GO): regulation of DNA-templated transcription
Cellular component (GO): nucleus
Molecular function (GO): zinc ion binding
Source: RefSeq, a predicted model, not a curated record